AUGAAAAAAUUUAAUUUCUUCCACAAGCUUUCUCGUCCACAUAAUUUUAUUGCUUGCAGUUGGCGAUCGUACUCGACAUCAUCCACCCCUAAUAAUAAUAAUAAUGAAAUUUAUGUAUGGGGAUCGAUUGGGGAUGAGAAAAUUCCAAAGCCAACAAAAUUAUUCACAAACACAUCUUCAAAAUCGUAUUUUGGAGGAGAAAAGAUUGUUGAUAUUUGUUGUGGAUCGGAACAUGUGAUCUUUCUUUCUAACGUUGGAAAUUUAUAUGCGUUAGGAAACAAUCAAUAUGGGCAAUGUGGUCACAACCCAAAUAGAAUUCCAUUUGCAGCUGAGCCAACCAAAAUUGAAUUAAGCCAUCCAAUCAAGCAAAUUUACAGCUUGAGAGAUUCAACGUUGGCGUUGGCAAACGAUGAAAGAACUCUGUAUAGUUUUGGUCUUGAUGACUCUUCUCAGUUAGGGCUGGGUUUUAACAGAACUGGAUUUGUUCAUACUCCUCGUAUCGUUGAAAUGAAAUUAGAGAUUGAGAAAAUUCAUGACUUGUAUUGUGGAUCUAGACAUACUUUCAUGAAAUGCACGACAAGAGAUGGAAUGCAAAAAUUAUUUUGUUGGGGACAAAACCAAUUUUCACAACUCCAGCUUGGACACAUGUUUAACCAAAAUGAAAUAACAGAAGCGAUUCUACCAAAGAAUGUCAAUGGCUCAGACGUGUUGGGAAUGAGUUGUGGCAUUUCGCAUAGCAUUCUAUACACGAAAGACAAUGUUUAUAGCGUUGGUAGAGGCAAUGAAGGACAACUUGGAUUUAUUUCUAAAUAUUCGCCUGAAUGGCAGAUCGUUCCAAUGCCUAACCAUCACAUGCGUUCAGACACCAUUCCCAUUAUUGAGAAAAUUUCAAGCGGAAUGGCUCACAGUAUUGCAUUAUUGAACUACUCAGGCAAACAAGAACUUGUAGGAUGGGGAAGUCAUAUUUUCUCUUCUCCAACUCCAACACCUCAACUUAUCAACCACAUGGCAACAAGUGGAAACUCGGAGAAUCGAAUUACACUUUUAGAGAGUGGUUUCAAUCACACGUUCAUUCGAGUAGGUUCUGAGCAUUUGUAUGCUAUUGGAUGUGGAUCCAGUUAUCAACUAGGCCAAGGAUCAAAAAGCAAUGCUGAAGGAAAAUUUGUUUCUGUGUUGCAUCCCAAUGUUUCAAACAUUCGAAAGAUCGCUUCUGGUUUUUCGUUAUCUGUAUCUAUUGGAAUUUGA
Molecule: messenger RNA, 1245 nt
Organism: Naegleria lovaniensis
Lineage: Eukaryota; Heterolobosea; Eutetramitea; Acrasida; Naegleriidae
Exons: 2
Coding region: 1-1245 (414 amino acids)
Source: RefSeq, a predicted model, not a curated record